UCUGGUCGCCGUCGCCCGGCCCCGCCCGCCUGGCCGCGCCGGAGACCCGAGAGCCCGGAGUCCGGAAGCACCGGAGCGGGGAGUGCCCGGGAUCAGGGGCGCCGGGAGCGUGGAGGGCCCAGAACUGGGGGCUCCGGAGCGGGCCGGAUCCUCAGCAGGAUGACAGUGGGCAUCUUUGCAAAUUGUACCUUCUGUUUGAAAGUCAAGUCCUUACCUCGGCAGCAGAAGAAGAAGCUACAAACUGACAUUACGGAAAAUGGUGGAAAGCUUUCCCUUCUCUUAAAUCCUCAGUGCACUCAUAUAAUCCUAGACAAUGCUAAUGUUCUGAGUCGGUAUCAACACAUCUCUAUCCAAAAGAACCACAUUCAUAUAGCAAACCCAGAUUUUAUAUGGGAAUCUGUCCAAGAAAGGAGACUCUUAGAUGUAAAGAAUUAUGAUCCCAGGAAGUCACUGGACAUCACACCACAGCCUGAUCAAACAGCAAGUGGUUCUGAAGUGAAAACAGAAGAUCUAUCCCUAGACGAUGCCUCAGAGAAGGAAAACAUUGUGGAAUUCACUAAGUUUUGUACAGAAGAUGUUGAAAUUCCUCAUUUUCCUCAAGAUUUUGAAGUUGCAAAAUAUAACACCUUGGAAAAGGUGGACGUGGAGGGAGGCCGGGAAGCCGUGGUGGUGGAGCUGCGGUGCUCCCAGGACUCCGGGGACUGUCCUUUUCUGAUAUCCGCGCACUUCCUCCUGGCGGACGGCAUGCAGCAUAGAAGACAGUUCACUGUGAAGAAAACCUCUGCGGAUGCAAGCGAAUACUAUGAAAAUUACAUUGAAGAGCUGAAGAAACAAGGAUUUCUACUAAGAGAAUAUUUUACGCCCGAGGCAACCCAACUAGCAUCUGAAAAAUUGCAGGCAUUGCUUUUGGAGGAGGUCAUAAAUUCCAGCGCUCUGAGCCGAGAGGUGGGCGAUUUGGUGGAGAUGAUUUGGGCGGAAGCCCUGGGCCACCUGGAGCACACGCUUCGCAAGCCCGUGGACAGCAUUAGCCUCAAGGAUGUGAGCAAGGCAGAGGGAAUUCUCCAGCUAGUAAGGGCAGCACUGAAAACCGGGGAGACGGCAGAGCAGUUGCAGAAGACGAUGGCUGAGUUCUACAGACUGAUACCUCACAAAGCUCCAGCACCCAAAGAGGUUAACCUGGGACUGUUAGCUAAGAAAGAGGACCUUUGCCAGCUAAUCAGAGACCUGGUUAAUGUCUGUGAAACUAACUUGUCCAAACCUAACCCACCAUCUCUUGCCAAAUACCGGGCUUUGAGAUGCAAAAUUGAGCAUGUUGAGCAGAACACUGAAGAAUUUUUCAGGGUUAAAGAAGUGGCGUUGCAGAAUAAUCGCAGUACGAGUCCAGUGGAAAUCUUGGAGAUAUUUAGAGUUGGGAGAGUGAACGAAAUGACAGAGUUUCUGAGCGGACUUGGCAACGUGCGGCCCUUGUUGCAUGGCUGCCCGGUGCGGAACGUCGUAGGAAUCCUGUCUCGAGGGUUGCUUUUACCCAAAGUAGUUGAAGAUCGUGGCGUGAAAAGAACAGACAUUGGAAAUCUUGGGAGUGGGAUUUAUUUCGGUGACUCACUCAGCACAAGUGUUAAGUAUUCACACCCGGGGGAGACAGACGGCAGCAGGCUCCUGGUGGUUUGUGACGUGGCCCUGGGAAAGUGUUUGGACUUGCACAAGAAGGACUCUUCCUUGACUGAAGCACCAGCAGGCUACGACAGUGUGCACGGAGUUUCAGAGACCGCCUCUGUCUCCACAGACUUUGAGGAUGAUGAAUUUGUUGUCUAUAAAACCAAUCAGGUUAAAAUGAAAUACGUUGUUAAAUUUUGCAUGCCUGGAGAUCAAAUAAAGGACUUUCAUCCUCCGGAUAAUACUGAGUUAGAGGAACACAGACCUGAGUUUUCAGAUUUUUCAAAGGUUGAAGAUUACCAGUUACCAGACACCAAACCUCCCAGCGACAUCAGGGCCGGCCUGCAGGAUCGCUCUGGGAACCUGGUUCCCCUCAAGGAUGUCUGCAUCAAGGGGCGAAUAAUAGACUUCGUAGCCCAGGUCGUUGUUUUUCAGACGUACAGAAAUCAAAGUCCUGUGCCCAUUGAGGCGAAAUACAUCUUUCCUUUGGAUGAGAAGGCGGCUGUAUGUGGCUUUGAGGCCUUCAUCAACGGGAAGCACAUAGUAGGAGAGGUUAAGGAGAAGGAGGAAGCCCGGCGGGAAUACCGCGAGGCCGUCAGCCAGGGCCACGGCGCCUACCUGAUGGAUCAGCACGCCCCGGACAUUUUUACUGUGAGUGUCGGAAACUUACCCCCCAAGGCUAAGGUUCUUAUCAAAAUUACCUACAUCACGGAGCUCAGCAUCCAAGGCGCCGCUGCUGUCUUCUUCACGCCUGCCGCCGUGGCGCCCUGGCAGCAGGACAGGGCUCUGAACGAAAACCUGCAGGAUACAGUAAAGAAGAUUUGUGUAAAGGAAAUAGGAACAAAGCAAAGGUUAUCUGCCACGCCCACCAUGGGCAACACAGAGUUCUGGAAAACGCUCCGAUAUUUAAGUCUGCUGUACCCUUGCCAAGGGUCACGGGACAUUCUCCUUGUGUCUGACGGGCACCUGCAGGAUGAGAGCCUCACGAUGCAGCUUGUGAAGAGAAGCCUCCCCCACACCAGGUUGUUUGCCUGCGGCGUUGGUUCCACAGCAAAUCGUCACGUCUUAAGGACUCUGUCCCAGUGUGGUGCCGGAGUGUUUGAAUAUUUUAAUGCAAAAUCCAAACAUAAUUGGAAAAAACAGGUAGAAGACCAGAUGGCCAGGUUACGUUCUCCCAGCUGUCACUCUGUGUCGGUCAAAUGGCAGCAACUCAGCACAGACGCGCCGGAGCCCCUGCAGGCCCCAGCCCAGGUGCCAUCCUUGUUCCACAACGAUCGACUCCUCGUCUAUGGGUUUAUUCCUCAUUGCACACAGCGCACAGACUGCACGGCUGUAGUCAGCACUGCGGAAGGCAGCUCCCUAGACAGCAGUGGAUUUUCCCUCCGCGUCGGUUUGUCCAAUGCAUAUCUCCCAAGAAUGUGGGUCGAAAAACAUCCGGACAAAGAAAGCGAGGCGUGCAUGCUCGUCUUUCAACCCGACCUCCACGUCGGCGUCCCCGACCGCACCAGCAACAGCGAAGUGAUUAUUUGUCUCGACUGCUCCAAUUCCAUGGAGGGUGUGACAUUCUUGCAAGCCAAGCAAAUCACCUUGCACGCACUGUCCUUGGUGGGUGAGACGCAAAAAGUAAACGUCGUCCAGUUCGGCACAGGUUACAAGGAGUUAUUUUCAUAUCCCAAGUACAUCACAAGCAGUGUCGCGCCAGCAGAGUUCAUCACGUCUGCCACGCCCACCAUGGGCAACACAGAGUUCUGGAAAACGCUCCGAUAUUUAAGUCUGCUGUACCCUUGCCAAGGGUCACGGGACAUUCUCCUUGUGUCUGACGGGCACCUGCAGGAUGAGAGCCUCACGAUGCAGCUUGUGAAGAGAAGCCUCCCCCACACCAGGUUGUUUGCCUGCGGCAUAGAAGACCAGAUGGCCAGGUUACGUUCUCCCAGCUGUCACUCUGUGUCCGUCAAAUGGCAGCAACUCAGCACAGACGCGCCGGAGCCCCUGCAGGCCCCAGCCCAGGUGCCGUCCUUGUUCCACAACGAUCGACUCCUCGUCUAUGGGUUUAUUCCUCACUGCACACAGGCAACCCUAUGUGCACUAAUUCAAGAGAAAGAAUUUUGUACAAUGGUGUCAACUACUGAGCUUCAGAAGACGACUGGAACCAUGAUUCACAAGCUGACAGCGCGCGCUCUCAUCAGAGAUUAUGAAGAUGGCAUUCUUCACGAAAAUGAAACUGGCCAUGAGAUGAAGAAACAAAUCUUGAAAUCUGUGAUUAUUAAACUCAGUAAAGAAAACUCUCUCGUAACACAAUUCACGAGCUUUGUGGCAGUUGAGAAAAGGGAUGAGAGUGAGCCUCCUUUUCCUAAUGUGCCCAAAGUCUCCGAACUUAUUGCCAAAGAAGACGUAGACCUUCUGCCGUACAUGACUUGGCAGGAGGAGCGACAAGAUGCCAGCGUGAUGCAGCCUCUUCCGGCAUCCUCCGAACGGGACGAAGAACUGCGUUUGGCCGAGUAUACGCGCGCGGCGAAAAAAAAAGCGCGUAAGAAGAAAGUAUCCCGAGCCCCUGAAGGGGCGAGCUUAGCGCCGGGACCGGCAGCACGAGGCCCCGCGCCCGGUCCCGCGUGUGAAGGCGCCGCAGGGCCCUCGGGGUCCGGGCUUUUCUCGCGGGAACCAGCAGGCGUUCGCCCGCUAGCCAGCCGCGCCCUUUACGGAGAGGUGCCUGCGUCCAGCUUCGCUCCUGCUCCGGCCGCCGCGGGUCCGCCUCUCCUGGGUCGGCCUCUCCUGGCCCACCGCGCUCCUCCCGCCGCCGGCCUCCGCGCCUUCUCCUUCGGCUUCCGUCGGGGCGCUCUGUUUGGUUCUCUUUCUUGCCCCAAGCCCUUCGGCCCAUCUCAGCGCGGCUCUGCUGACCCACCUGCCCCUCUUUUUCUCCCUCCUCCCCCUCCACCUGCUCCUCCCGCCAAAGCUUUCACUUUUCGCCAAUCCUCUGCUUCCUUUGCUUUUCGUUCUGAAAGUUACCCAGUCCCUUUGAGCCGAUACCAGCCGCCAACAGAUUUAUCUGAGCGUAGGCCCAGUGGCCCAGGGCGUCUGUCACCUGUGUCUGCUGGCACUGCCUCGUCACAUUCUCUCGAAAGUCACUGGACUGACUCAAGUCCUGAAAGGCGUUGGGAAACCCAGUGUGAUGGCUUACCAGGUGGAUUUCUACGGGAGUCAUACCUUAAGGUUGCAAGUGACUUCCGUGGGAGCCUUGAGGCGGGGGAGCGCGCUGCCGGAAAACACCGCGGGGCGAGUGUCGUGCCUUGGACUGAACUCUGCAGUCUGCAAACCGAGGAUGGCUUCUGGAAACUCACACCAGAACUAGGAUUUAUAUUAAACCUUAAUAUAGAUGCUUUACACAGCUUUCUUAAAGAAAAAGGCAUUCAGUCUCUAGGUGUAAAAGGAAGAGAACGUCUCCUGGACCUGAUUGCCACAUUGCUAGUGCUACAGUUUCUUCGAACCAGGUUGGAACAGGAGGGAAUAGUCUUCAAAUCACUGAUGAAAUUGGAUGAUGCUGCUUCCAUUUCCAGGAAUAUUCCCUGGGAUUUCGAGGCAAUAAAGAAAGCGCACGAAUGGGUAAGAAGAACUGAGGGACAGUAUCCAUCCAUCUGCCCACGGCUUGAAUUGGGUAAAGACUGGGACUCUGCCACCAAGCAGCUGCUGGGACUUCAGCCCAUAAACACCACUUCUCCUCUUCCCAGAGUCCUUCAUUACAGUCAAGGCUGAACCGAAUGAAAUUGGAUUUGGAUUUUAAGCUUUUCUCAUGCUUCUGUGUAGAAAAUAAUCAAACGUUAAUAAAUGCCUGUCAUGAAAUUUAAUUAUGAUUUUAUGUAGUGUAGCAAUCAGUCCCUUUAAAAUAAGGUAAAUGGAAGCAGAACGGAUUGUUUUAACCAACUAACAAGCAAUAAU
Messenger RNA from Propithecus coquereli (Coquerel's sifaka), 5583 nucleotides. It is a transcript of the gene PARP4, whose product is annotated as poly (ADP-ribose) polymerase family, member 4. Bases 160 to 5400 code for a protein of 1746 amino acids. Gene Ontology annotation, molecular function: NAD+ poly-ADP-ribosyltransferase activity. Lineage: Eukaryota; Metazoa; Chordata; Mammalia; Primates; Indriidae. The transcript has 36 exons. The record is from RefSeq and is a predicted model, not a curated record.